GGGAUUAGUUUUGUUGCUCUUCACCACCAUAAAAGGACAGCUUUUUAUUGACGCGGGCGGCGCGGGGUAGCCUCCUCCCUCCUUCCCUUCCCGCCCCGGUGCUGUCCAGAUGAAGGAGGAGGGAGCCGAGAGGAAGGUCUGACUGCGCCCCCACCCACCCACCCACCCACGCCACUGACAGCCCGGGCUUGCACACCUAGCUCAACCCCCGGGGUGGUGGACACCGAGCCUGCCGGCAGCUCUCGCCGGGACCGCGAUGAGCGCUCGCCGCCGCCGCCAGGAGGUCGUGGUCCGGAGCCAAGCGCUCUGCUCCCCGCUGCUACUGCUGCUGCUGCUGCCGCUGCUGCUGCCGCUGCUCCCGGGAUGUGCUGCCUUCAACCUGGACACCGAGCAGCCCACUGUCUACAGCGGACCCCAGGGCAGCUACUUCGGCUACUCGGUGGAUUUCUACUCACCCGUUAAAAACACUGUCAGUGUACUUGUAGGAGCUCCGAAAGCUAACACGACUCAGCCGGGGAUAGUGGAAGGAGGAGCGGUGUACUUCUGCGGCUGGCCACCAGGAGGUGCUCCUUGCAGCCCGAUCCCGUUCGACAGGAGCAGUAACAGAAUCAUCAGGAUUAAUGGCACAAGGGAACCUGUUGAAUUCAAGUCCAAUCAAUGGUUUGGAGCCACAGUUAGAUCUCAUAAAGAAAGUGUUGUGGCUUGUGCCCCAAUGUAUAAUUGGCGUGCCCUUAAAUUGACUGAAGAGAAAGAUCCAGUGGGCACCUGUUAUGUGGCAAUUCAGGAUUUCAGUGCUUAUGCAGAAUAUUCACCAUGUCGUUCUGAUCAGCCAGAUCCUGAGGGUCAAGGGUUUUGUCAAGCAGGAUUUAGUCUUGAAUUUACCCAGGAUGGGAACCUGGUGCUGGGUGGACCGGGCAGUUUUUACUGGCAAGGUCAGGUGAUUACUGCCGAUACUUUAGAAAUUUCAAAUGGAUACGACUUUAGAAACUUGCAACGGAGAGUGACUGGAGAACGACAAACUGGAGUGGCUCCUGCUGAUUAUGAUGACAACUACUUAGGAUACUCGGUUGCCGUAGGGGAAUUCACAGGAGACUCUGAACAAGAAUUUGUUGCUGGGAUUCCAAGAGGUGCUCAGUCAGUUGGAUAUGUUGCUAUUAUAAAUUCAACAGAUAUGACUUUCAUUCUGAAUUUUACUGGUGAAAAGAUGGCUUCUUACUUUGGAUACACUGUGGCUGUCUCAGAUAUAAACAGUGAUGGACGGGACGAUGUGCUUGUUGGUGCUCCACUUUUCAUGGACCAGGAGUCCGAUGGGAAACUGAAGGAAGUUGGGCAGGUUUACUUGUACCUGCAGGAGGAAGACUUCCUCUUCAAGGAUCCUCAGAAACUGUUGGGAACUGAAGUAUUCGGAAGAUUUGGCAGUGCCAUAGCGCCUUUGGGGGAUGUGAAUCAAGACGGGUAUAACGAUAUUGCGAUUGGCACACCUUUUGGAGGCGAGGACAGAAGAGGCAAAGUUCUGAUUUACAAUGGCCAAAGUACCGGGUUAAAUUCCAAGCCAUCACAGGUCCUGGAAGGCUUGUGGACCUCUCAAUCAAUGCCUUCUGGAUUUGGUUUUACUCUACGAGGAGGGUCAGACAUAGACAAUAAUGAGUACCCUGAUUUGAUAGUUGGCGCCUUUGGAGCAAGUAAAGUUGCAGUUUACAGAGCUCGGCCGGUUGUGACAGUGGAAGCGCAACUGCUCCUGAUCCCAUCAAUCAUUAACCCAGAGAAUAAAAGUUGCCAGCUGCCUGGAUCGGAGAUGUUGGUGUCAUGUUUCACUGUGAAGGUUUCUGCAGCUGUGUCGGGCCAUGGGAUACCAAGUGUAAUAGUUCUGAAUGCAAAUCUUCAGCUGGACAAACUGAAGAAAAAAGGAGGGAUUGAGAGAACGCUGUUCCUCAAUUAUCAACGGCCACAACACACAUUCCAAUUCGUCUUGAGCAAUUUGGAACGCUUCACGCAACAAGAAUUUGUUGUUUAUCUUACUGAAGUAUUUCGUGACAAAUUAACACCAAUUACUGUGAGCUUAAAUUACAGUUUGGAUGAAUCUCAUACGUCAGGGAAUCUUAAGCCAAUAAUUAACUAUUACAGUGAAACGUUCCUUCAGAAAGUGGCACAUAUUCUACUGGACUGUGGAGAAGACAAUGUUUGCAUCCCAGCCCUUAAGCUUUCAGUUGUUCCUGAUACACAUCAGGUAGUAAUUGGAGAUGAGAGCCCUCUCACUUUGAUCAUAAAUGCCAGGAAUGAAGGAGAAGGGGCCUACGAAACAGAACUCAAUGUCAUCAUACCAUCAGAAGCAGAUUACAUUGGGAUUGUUCGCAACAUGGAGGCAUUGAGCAAGCUAAGCUGUGCCCAUAAUGUAGAAAAUUCAACUAAAAUGCUUGUCUGUUAUUUGGGAAAUCCCAUGGCAGCUGGAACCAAUCUGUCAGUCGGGCUGCGUUUCUCAGUUGAACGCCUGGAGAAGGUAGAUGUCAAUCUCAGUUUUACCCUGCAGAUCAAAAGUUCAAAUAAGGACAAUCCAAACAGCAACCUCGUCCAACUGCAGAUCAAUGUCAGUGCUGUCUCUCAGGUUGACCUUCGAGGGGUGUCCCAUCCUGAGCAAAUCUUCUUGCCCAUCUCUGACUGGAAGGUUAAAGAAAGACCCAAGAAAGAGGAGCACAUUGGACCACUAGUUCAGCAUGUUUUUGAACUGCACAACAUUGGGCCGAGUGCAAUCAGCACUGCGAUCAUGGAAGUGGGCUGGCCGACACAUUACCGGGGCGAGUAUCUACUGUACGUCUUACAGAUGCAAACAGUUGGACCUUUACACUGCCACAUGAAUGCCACAGUUAAUCCACUGCAGCUAGAGACUACUGACCCGCCAGCUGUUGGGGAGCCUAUCCCUUUGCGAGACUCUUCUACAACUACACAUCACAUCACAAGGCGAGAAGUGAGGUUACCACAGCCGUUAAAGCAUGAUCGUGCAAGAAUUCUGAAUUGCAGCAACAUUGAAUGUACAAAAAUAGUCUGUCAUGUUGAUCAUCUGCGGAAAGGACAGAGUGCAGUACUAAAGGUUCGAUCUCGCAUCUGGGUGCAGACCUUUCUAAAGAGAAAGAACAACCAUUAUUCUCUGCAAUCUCUGGUGUCAUUUGUAGUGAAGGAAAUGCCAUACAAAAUCCAGCCAAAGGAAUUACCCAGUGCAAGUACUGUGAUAAGAACAUCAGUGAUUUGGGCCACACCUGACGCUUCACUUGCGAUUCCCCUGUGGGUCAUAAUUCUAGCUGUACUAGUCGGUUUGCUGGUUCUGGCUAUUUUGAUCUUAGUCAUGUGGAAGUUUGGCUUCUUUGACCGUGCUCGCCCACCACAAGAUGAUGUAACAGAUCAAGAACAGCUUCACCCAGUAAAGGCUACAGAUGCCUGAUUAUAGCAGCCUCAACGCCCCUCGCAGCGGAUACUUAAAAAUGUCUCCACACCACGUAAAAAACGCGUACGUUUAUUUGCUUUUGCUCGGCGUGAAAACAUCAGGAGGAAAGCAAAUUUGAACAAUGCAAGUUAAUUGAGAAAAUCCUUUGUUCCCUGAGUAAUUAAGCAUAUCAAAUUGUUUUGCAGGCAUCAUUUUACCUGGAUAAAAGUAAAUGGCCCUUGUUUCUGCAUAGAGGGCUGUUGUUAUUUUUCGGUUACAUUAAUUACUUUGAGGGUUUUUUAAGUGCAGGUGCUGUGCACUUUGUAAAUCAAGUAAAAUUGUGUCUUAUUCUGAACAAACAGGAGAGGUCCACAUAAAGUCAGAAAUUUUCCAUAUCACAUUAGUCUCACGAGUGCAGAUUUUUCAAUGUUCUACUGCAUUUCAUGAACUAUGCAUUGCUGCCCUAGUUGGGCAGCUCACCAGCAAUGUACUGGAUGUAAGCAGCAUAACAUUUUGCAAACAAAAAGCAAUUGUGCAGUUUGUUCUGGAGACACAAGGAACUGCAGAUGCGGAAACUUGAGCAAAACAGAAAGUGCUGGAGGAACAGGGCGGGUCAAGCAGUGUCGUUGGAAGGAAUGGAUA
Amblyraja radiata (thorny skate) is the source of this 4057-nucleotide messenger RNA. It is a transcript of the gene itga8, whose product is annotated as integrin, alpha 8. The transcript is spliced from 30 exons. Gene Ontology annotation, cellular component: integrin complex; external side of plasma membrane. Gene Ontology annotation, biological process: integrin-mediated signaling pathway; cell adhesion mediated by integrin; cell-cell adhesion. NCBI's taxonomy places the organism in Eukaryota, Metazoa, Chordata, Chondrichthyes, Rajiformes, Rajidae. The record is from RefSeq and is a predicted model, not a curated record. Gene Ontology annotation, molecular function: integrin binding. Bases 257 to 3433 code for a protein of 1058 amino acids.